AUGGCUCGAGCAAACCAAAAAUGGAGGGACACGGGGGGCGUGUUGAGGUCGGACGGAGAGGGAGAGGGACAUGACGGUCAUGUCUACGGCCCAAAGUUCCAAUUCGUUGAUCAAGGCCCGGAGUUGGAGAACUACUAUUCCCAAGACGACGUUGUGUUCAACAACACCAAGUCUUCCGUGCCGGACCAGAAGCAGGAUGAUGUUUCUGUUCCAUCCAAGCAAAUCGACCAGCCCGUCAAGGCACAAGGUCCCGCCAUUGUCCACAGCACACCUGCCGAAGACUACACUCCUUUCUUGUCUCCUUCCAGCACCAAUCAUGAGACAGUGCUGGUGCAUUCAUCCAUAAAAAGAAGGAGAACGGCAGAUUCCACCACCCAACAAUAUCACUCGAAUGCAGCAACAUGGCAAAGAGGUGCUUACGACCCCAUUCGCUCUCAAUAUCGAGUGUACCAUCCUCCCCAGGUUUUCAGCCCCGUGAGUCCCGACGGUCUUGCCUACAUGCCCGAACAACAACAUUACGUUCCCAAAGUGGUGGAGGCCGAGUAUCGUCGACUGGCCGAUUCUGCGGCCGCCGCCAUUCCGCCAGAGUCUCUCCUCUCACCCGCCAUCUGGAAGGAGGAGUUCUACUGGCCCAACAAAUUCACCACCACGCAAUGUGCUUGUUUGAUGCGAUACUACAUCGACCAUCUGGCUUCGUGGUUUGAUGUGGGCGACCCAGCCCGACAUUUCACCCUUUCUGUUCCUCAACGGGCGCGAAGAUGCCCACCUCUGUUGAAUGCGAUCUUCACCGCCGCGUCACGACAUUUGGCGUCACUGCCGCAAUACAAAACGACAGAUGGAGUCGUCAAAUACCAAGACGUCCUCCUUCCUAAACUCAGCGAAGAAACGGCCCUCAAGUACCACAACGCAUGCAUUGCUUACUUGAUCAAAUUGUCCAGUGAUCCGGAACAUGUACGAGAUGAGAAUCUUUUGGCUGCGGCGGUCAUAUUACGAUAUUAUGAAGAGAUCGACAGCUCCUUUACCGGGGAAGAUAGUGAGACUUUUCUCCACACUUUUCAGGUGUUUGUCACGGCACAGUCGAACCCCUACGCCUAUCUGCUGAACGAUGGCGAGAAUCCGGAGUACCUGAGGCCCGGAUCGGCCACGGGCGUGGUGCAGGACAAUGCCAUCCUUUACCUCAAGAGCUUCCAACACGCGGCGUUUCGAAUAGCGCUAAGGCAAGAAACGACGACGGCAUUUCUCAAGCAACGCUCGGUCCGUCUGCCGCUGGACUCAUGGUCCAUUCUGCAAGGGUUUGACGGGGCGGAAGACUUUAUCUGGUCCGACCGGCAUCUGUAUCAUUGCGCCAAUGUGCUCCAGUUUUGCUUCGGCGGCGACAAUGGCUCUGGUAGGACUCAGAUUGAGCGCUGGAACGAGCUCCGGCAGUACCAAGAACAUUGGGACCAAGUCAAGCCCUUGUCGUUUUCACCCAUCCAUUACCAAGAAUCCGAGCGGUCCCAGGGGGAAUGUUUCCCCCAAAUCUGGUACAUGGCGGAAGUGCAGGUCACGGGGAUGAUGUUUCUGGACCUCGCCCGGAUCCUGACGACGGUGUACAAUCCCAACAUUCCUCGAAUUGGACCUGGGGUGAUCACGGCGCAGAGGCGGAUUGUCGAGGAAGUCCACGACAUUGUGAUCCGAUUGUGUGGGACAGCCAUGUCGAAUCCGUCGUCGCAGCCGGCCAUGGUGCAGGCCUACAUGGCGAUCGCAGUCUGUGGAGAGUAUUUCUCGAAUCCGGUCGAACAGAAAGCGCUGCUGGGGAUUCUAGACCGGUUGAAGAAAGAACACGGCUGGCCGACGGGGAAGACUGCGCUGGCGUUGAAAACAGAGUGGAGAUGGACAUGA
Capronia epimyces CBS 606.96 is the source of this 1881-nucleotide messenger RNA. RefSeq lists its product as uncharacterized. Gene Ontology annotation, biological process: positive regulation of transcription by RNA polymerase II. Gene Ontology annotation, molecular function: transcription cis-regulatory region binding; DNA-binding transcription factor activity. Gene Ontology annotation, cellular component: nucleus. NCBI's taxonomy places the organism in Eukaryota, Fungi, Ascomycota, Eurotiomycetes, Chaetothyriales, Herpotrichiellaceae. The coding region runs from base 1 to 1881 and encodes 626 amino acids. The transcript is spliced from 4 exons. The record is from RefSeq and is a predicted model, not a curated record.